Molecule: messenger RNA, 2420 nt
Organism: Chinchilla lanigera (long-tailed chinchilla)
Lineage: Eukaryota; Metazoa; Chordata; Mammalia; Rodentia; Chinchillidae
Gene: Kcnk4
Product: potassium channel, two pore domain subfamily K, member 4
Exons: 7
Coding region: 556-2160 (534 amino acids)
Biological process (GO): potassium ion transmembrane transport; stabilization of membrane potential
Cellular component (GO): membrane
Molecular function (GO): potassium ion leak channel activity
Source: RefSeq, a predicted model, not a curated record
ACAUCCCAGGUUUAAAACCACUUGCCUGGAGAUGCUCAAGGACCCCAGGAGCGAAGAGGAGGGUCUUUGGCGAGCUCAGAGGUUGUAAAGAAGUGGGUGAGAGCCGCAAGGGGCGGGUUUAGGGUGAGCCUGAAUCUUGCCUGUCUUGGCAGCAGGGAGAGUAUAGUGGCACCAGUUCGGCCCAGACCUCUGAGGCUGAUUCCUGGAGGGACCCCUCCCUCAGUGCUGAGCCCAAGGGCCAGUCUGUCCCAGGGGAGGAGAGAUAAGGGCCCUUCCCAGUGCUGUAAUGGGCCUGGAAGAAGCCGGGAGAUUAGUGUGGUCCCUGCCGGAGACGUGGGCCGGCAGAUGCUCAGGCUGGGGCCGUGCCGGUAACCGAACAGGGCUGCGGUCCGAGGCUAAAAGGUUAGACCCAGCAGCAAUCCGGCUCGGUUCCUCUGCGACCCUCCGCACCAGACCGAGAGACCGGCGGCCUCAGUGACCGCUGCUCCCCAGGAGCCUCCUGCCCCGCCUCCACCAGCGGGCAGCAGCGAAGCUGGCCCAGCCCCUGGGCGCACCAUGCGCUGCACCACCCUGCUGGCGCUCCUAGCCUUGGUCCUGCUCUACUUGGUGUCAGGUGCCCUGGUGUUCCAGGCCCUGGAGCAGCCCUAUGAGCAGCAGGCCCAGAAGGACUUGGGGGAGACCCGUGAGAAGUUCCUGAGGGCCCAUCCGUGUGUGAGCCCGCAUGAGCUGGGUCUCUUCAUCAAGGAGGUGGCUGAUGCCCUGGGAGGGGGUGCGGAUCCAGAAACCAACUCAACCAAUAUCAGCAACCACUCAGCCUGGAACCUGGGCAGCGCCUUCUUUUUCUCAGGAACCAUCAUCACCACCAUCGGCUAUGGCAACGCAGCCCUGCGCACAGAUGCUGGCCGCCUCUUCUGCAUUUUUUAUGCACUGGUGGGGAUCCCACUGUUCGGGAUGCUGCUGGCAGGGGUUGGGGAUCGGCUGGGCUCCUCCCUGCGCCAUGGGAUUGGUCACAUCGAAGCAAUCUUCCUGAAGUGGCAUGUGCCACCGGAGCUGGUGCGAGUGCUGUCGGCGAUGCUCUUCCUGCUGAUUGGCUGCCUGCUCUUUGUCCUCACGCCCACCUUUGUGUUCUGCUAUAUGGAGGACUGGAGCAAGCUGGAGGCCAUCUACUUUGUCAUAGUGACACUCACUACCGUGGGCUUCGGGGAUUAUGUGGCUGGUGAGGCUGUUCUUUUUAUACUGCAUGUCCCUACUUUAUUGCUAUCCAGGGUCUCUCCCUCCAAGUUUCACGUGGUGCGUCUGCUCCACCUUCUACAUCCAUCAAAGAAUGCUUCCACAUACACCUCUCCUCAUGUACACGUACAUGCUUGCAUGCCUGCGGGCCCAUGCAUGCUCACACAUAUAUUACGCACACCUCACACGUGUCACCUUCUUGCACGAUGGCACCUGUCUUGCCCACUGUCUUGCACCCCUUCGACUCAUGCUCUGACCUUCCUGCACACACUCACACAUUCUAGCACAAGCUUUUUGUCCUGGGGAGGCUCUGCUAUCAUAGCAAGGCAGGGAAAAGGGGCAGUGAACAGGCAGGUCAAGGGCUUGCCAUGCAACCAACUUCUUUUAUCCUUCCCUGGUGGAAUCCCAGGCGCCGACCCCAAGCAAGACUCUCCAGCUUACCAGCCGCUGGUGUGGUUCUGGAUCCUGUUUGGCCUGGCCUACUUCGCCUCGGUGCUCACCACCAUUGGGAACUGGUUGAAAGCUGUGUCUCGCCGCACACGGGCAGAGAUGGGUGGCCUCACGGCGCAGGCUGCCAGCUGGACCGGCACAGUGACAGCGCGGGUGACCCAGCGAACCUUGCCCACCGCACCGCUGCCAGAGAAGGAGCGGCCACCUCUGCCUCCCCUACCCUGUCCAGCGCAGCCAGUAGGCCUGCCCCAAUCCCCUGUAUCCCCAGAGAAAGUGGCCACGCCCUCCCCGCCCACCGCCUCCGCCCUUGAUUACCCCAGCGAAAACCUGGCCUUCAUCGACGAGUCCUCCGACACACAAAGCGAGCGUGGCUGCGCCCUGCCGCGUGCACCGAGAGGUCGCCGUCGUCCCAACCCUCCCAGGAAGCCCGCGCGGCCUCGGGGUCCAGGGCGCCCCCGAGACAAAGGGGUGCCCGUGUAAGGUCAGGACCCCGGGUCAGGCCUCUCAAAGGACUUUACUCCUGCUGUCUCCCUGGCAUGCUUGGCUUGUUUGACCAAAGAGCCCUCUUUCGACUCUCAACUGAGGCCUAGGCAGGAGGCUUAGAUCGCCUGCCCACCACCUCUGGCCCCUGGUCCCUUCCUCACUUCCGCCCAUUCUGUCGCACAGCCCCAGCAGGGUCUGUCCCUCACAACACCUCACAACUGUGCCUCCAAACCUGCAUCAAUAAAUGAAAACACUCU